AUGGUGGACUGGUUCAGUCUUGCCGUGCCAUUCGCCUAUCUGAGCAUCCUUAUCGGAUCUCUGGCAACCUUCUCGUCCCUAUACCGGAAGCGAAAAGCUGCUAAGGCAGCGUCCCUGGAACCAUGGUUUCCCUCUCACCUCCAGAGAGACAUAUACUAUUCCCUUUUGCAUCUUGAUCAGCCUCAGUCAUCCGGCAAGGAGAAAAAGGCGCCUGCUGUUCCGGAGACAGUGCUGAAGGCUGCACUUUUGCGGCGUGCGACGGAGGACAUAAACCGUAUAAUGGCGAUCCGAGAUCAGAAGCAGGCACUAGCGUUGCUGUUACAACGGGGUAGUGUGGGUGAUGACUUGUGGCAGCGAUUCUUACGAGCAGAGAAGGAGAUGGAGGCUGAAGUCCGUGAUGUCGUUCAAGAGGCUAAUGCCUAUGUCCCUAACUGGGGCCAGACCAUCUUCCAAUCUGCUAGAGAGAUGGACAGUAACAUCGUUUUCCGUCAGCGCAUUGAAGAAUACCAGUCCAAGGUGGGAGAAGAGCGAGAAUGGUGGGAUCGCAAGAAGGCCAGCAUUCAAGAAGGGUUCAUGAAAGAGCUGGAGAACGAAGAAAGCUCGAAGAAGACGACAACGCAAUCUUCGACGACUGCCGGUAGUGACGAUGAUGCGGUCUUGGUUGAAGCUGGUGGCCCGGCGGUGACCGGGACUGAGACCAGCAGCCCCAGUGGAAAAAAGAAGAAGAAGGGGAAGAAAUGA
Messenger RNA from Rasamsonia emersonii CBS 393.64, 741 nucleotides. Its product is annotated as Translocation protein (Sec66). Bases 1 to 741 code for a protein of 246 amino acids. The transcript is spliced from 3 exons. The record is from RefSeq and is a predicted model, not a curated record. Lineage: Eukaryota; Fungi; Ascomycota; Eurotiomycetes; Eurotiales; Trichocomaceae. Gene Ontology annotation, cellular component: Sec62/Sec63 complex. Gene Ontology annotation, biological process: post-translational protein targeting to membrane, translocation.